GAGGAGAGAUCGAGCAAGGUCUACGCGGAGGAAAAUCUUAACUUUGGCUGGUUAGGUGGUGUCAAGAUCCAGACCAAGAACAAACCACCAACUCGGGAAUCCAGGGACCCAUCUUCAUCAUUAUUAUGCCGGGCCGGGAAUAAGAACAAGCCAGAACCGAUCCGUUGUGUUGUUGUUCUGUUGUAUAAAACUAAAAUGUUGAAAAGCGUUUUAAUUCAUUGCGGUUUUGUAUAGCGUAGCGAAAAGAUGUUCGCGUGGCAUUGAAAUUAAGCGAUUCGAAAAAUCGCCAAGUACCUACCUGAUUGAUCAAUGAAAACAAGGACCAUCAAAAAACUCUUCACUUACCCUAACUGUAUGAACGAAGCAAAAAAAACUACUGCAAUAGACAUUAAAUCGCCGGUUGAUACUGUUGAAAUCUAGCCAAAAUCGUCUAUCUCCUCGAGUGAACCGAAACAAAAAAAACCAUUCAGCAAAGUUUUCGAUAACAACAAUCGAAUGCACAUGUGAGCAGAUCUUUUGAUUUUUUUCCACCGGCAGCAGUUUGAGAGAAGAGCUUUCUAGUGAGAUCGAGAAUUUGUUUCCAAAAGAGUAGCAGAAAUGUGGCUUCUGAAAUGCCUUGCAAUCAAGUUCUUCCUCAUGGUUCUGGCUCAUCAAAGCUCAGCUCAGUUCAAAAUACUCGGAGUCUCAUCGACGCGCUCGAGGGGUGGAGGAGAAAAUGGAAUAACGCUAGUACAAAUCAAACCACUUCAGCAGCGGCACACCGAUGCCGUUGAGUCCAGGUCGUUUGGUGAUUCUUUACAAGACCCAUCGGUAGCCAUGAUCGAUGCUAAUUUGGACAACAACAUCACCAACACUCCGAUUAAAUCGACAACUCCAGUAACGUCUGCCGCAACUCUAAUGACUUCUUCGAGUAAAAGCCCAGUUCCAAUACCAACCAGUAGAAUCAUUAAACUUCAAAUCAUGAACUCGACUGAGGCAGUCAACAUCUCAGCACGGGAGGGCAAACUGCAGUACGAUAAUCAACGAACCGAUAACGACAUCAUAAACAUAUCUCCUCUACGACCGAGCGCAACUAUUGGUAGUCCAACAUCCUCCCAUCGACGGAGAGCGACCGGAUCAAUCAAAUUGACCAACAACAACAUCGGUGGCACUAACAGUGGGGGCGUCGAGGUCCGAGAAUCUGAGCUUUUCUACAUCAACAAACAUUCGCAGUCGAAACCGUCGUCAUCCUCGACAUUCAAAAAGCAACACCCCCAAACGCUACCGAAAGAGAACGACAUCCGCGACCAUUCGGCGUCGAUAGUUCAGCGAUACAAACGCCGGAAGUACAAGUCGAAAUGUCGCUGCGAACGAAUUUGGAAUUGUCCCCGGAUACAGAUCUCAAUUGCACGGUGUGCGCCAGAUUAUUUUAUGUGCUGCUUCUAGCU
Messenger RNA from Uranotaenia lowii, 1427 nucleotides. RefSeq lists its product as uncharacterized. Lineage: Eukaryota; Metazoa; Arthropoda; Insecta; Diptera; Culicidae. The transcript is spliced from 2 exons. Bases 598 to 1425 code for a protein of 275 amino acids. The record is from RefSeq and is a predicted model, not a curated record.